Lethenteron reissneri (Far Eastern brook lamprey) is the source of this 5490-nucleotide messenger RNA. Its product is annotated as transmembrane protein 200A-like. NCBI's taxonomy places the organism in Eukaryota, Metazoa, Chordata, Hyperoartia, Petromyzontiformes, Petromyzontidae. The record is from RefSeq and is a predicted model, not a curated record.
UGGUGAUGGCAGGAGGAGGAGGAGGAGCAGGGACUCGUACUCGACGAGAGCCGUGAGUCCGCGAGGCUGCGCGGGGCACAGAGAGAGAGACGGAGAGAGAGAGAGACGGAGAGAGGGGGGGGGGCUCUGCUCGUGGUGUCAGCGGGGCGACGCUGAUCUCGCCGGCCAGGGCAGCUGCCUCUGCCUCCUCCUGCAGAACGCAGGCGGCCACGUGAGUUGCGUGGCCGGAGACGGAGCAGGCGAGCGAGCAAGAGAGGCGUGGGAGGGAGAGGGGUGGAUCAUGAUCGCCACGGGGGGAGUCCUGCGCGGCAUCGUCGCUACGCGCCACAGGCAGGAGGCGGCGAGCGGCGGGAGCCUCCGCUUGACUCUGCACCCGCAGAGCUCGUCCGAGCGCCGCGACUCGCAGCGCCGGCGCGCCAGGAGACAGCGGCGGGCGAGGCGCCUGGCCCGCCGGAGGCGGCCGGCGGACGCCGUGGUGGUGCGGGGCAAGGUGCAGAUGUGCUCCCUCUCCGGCGUCGUGGUGUGCCUGGGCCUCCUGGUGCUGCUCGUGGGCAUCACCAUGACGGUCAUGGGAUACUGGCCUCGCAGGAGGACUCCGGGGGCCGCCUUCGAACCUCCUGGAGAAGGGAACGGCUCCGCCUUCCAACAGCAGCAGCAGCUGUGGUGGCAGCAGCAGCAGCAUCAUCAGCAGCAGGAAGACCAGCAGCAGAAUCAGCAGCAGCAGGAAGACCAGCAGCAGAAUCAGCAGCAGCAGUUGAGGCUUCCGGCCCGUGGCUCCGUGGUCGCGUUCGUGGUGAGGCAUCUUCUGCACUCGGAGCGCAUGAAGCUGCUGGGGCCGCUGCUCAUGGGCGUGGGAAUCUUCGUGUUCAUCUGCGCCAACGCGGUGCUGCACGAGAACCGCGACCGCGAGACGCGCAUCAUCCACCUGCGGGACAUCUACUCCACCGUCAUCGACGUGAGCGUCAUGCACGCCAAGCAGGCGAGCGACGCGCUCUCGGGCUACGAGCCCUGGCAAGGGCAAGGGCCCGGGCAGCCACAGGAGGAGCAGCAGCAGCAGGAGGAGGAGAGGCAGAGCGACGGGCAGGGAGCAGGAGGAGGAGGAUUCGUCGUGCGGCGUGGUGGCUCGGGACAGGCCCUGGCUGGAGGUGUCGAUCUGAGCGCGCAACCACCGGGCAGCCGAAGCGAGGCGGCGGCGACGACGCCACGUGGGGGCCACGCGACGGCGCCACGUGGGGGCCACGCGACGGCGCCACGUGGGGGCCACGCGACGGCGCCGAGGCCGUUCGCCCAAAGCCUGGCGACCGCCUCCUUCCAGAGCUCCGUGGAGGCCGGGCUCUGGGCAGCACGCGGAGGGCGCGUGGAGGGGAGGGGGGCGAUCAGGCGAGGCGAGUGCGGAGCGCGCUCCAUCGUCUCGCCGUCGGUGAGCGCCUUCACGCUGCCCAUCAUCAAGCUCAACAACUGCGUCAUCGACGAGGGGGAGGCGGCCGAGCGCGCCGCCGCCGCUGCCGCCGGGGCUCCCCCGUCGCGGUCGUCGCCCUCGCUGGUGGAGCUGUCGAUGGUGCGCGCGUCCGCGGGCGCCUUCCUCCCCUCCCGCCCCGAGCGCCUCCUGCGCGGCCACCGCGGCGACGACGGCGGCAAGGGUGGCCACGGCGGCGAAGUCGAGCAGGAGGAGGAGGAGGAAGAGGAGGAGGAGAUGGGCUCGCAGGACAACCCCGAGGACGAGCUGCUCCACAGCCGCGCCGAGCAGAGGAGAGCGGCUCCCCCCUCUUCCACCUCCUCCUCCUCCGCGGAGUCGAGGGCGUCGCUCUCCCCAGCCGUCGCGUUCCUCGGGAAGCUGCUGUCGCCUGCCCUGGCCAGGAGGCGUCCCCCCCAUCCUCCUCCUCCUGCUGCUGCUGCCCUUGCUGCUGCUGCCCCUCAUGGCUUCUCGGACGCAGUGCGGUGCUCACGACGCAGAAGUUCGAGCGACAGAGACACGGGCAGCGGCAACAACGCGGCGAGCUCGGUGGUGUCCGGGCAGUCCAAGUCUCUGGACCUGUGCGAGCGAGACGCCUUCCACAUUUGCUCGGGCCAACCUCAAGAGCCCCACCAUCACCACCAGCAGCAGCAGAAGGUGAAGCACCCAAGCUGGCCACGCUUGCAAGAACGCGCUGCGUCUUGUGGUGGAGCGGCAGCAGAGGGAGGAGGAGGUGGACAAGGUGGUGGUAGCGGAGGAGGAGGUGGUGGUGGUGGUAGACGUGGUGGUGGUGGUGGUGGUAAGGCAUCGUCGGGGUACGUGAAGCUGCAAGGGGGCGACGCGUGGGCCGAGGACGACGCCGAGGACGACGCCGAGGCGGCUGGGUGGCGGGGCGCGUGCGAGCGCGGCCGCGGCAGCGGCGCGGCGGCGGCGAUGAGUCGCUCGCACAGCAACUUCAGCUUCGAGCUCGAGGAGACGGCGGCGCCGGGGAGGAGGGGAGGGGAGCGCGGCGACACCCCGGAGUCCACCUUCUGACGCGGAGCGGACUCGAAGCGACCCUCCACUCGCUCGCUCGCUCGCUCCGCGUGCGCGUUCACUCAUCCCGAAUUCUCGCGGGUGAUCCUUCCACCCCAGAGGUUUAUCCAGAGAGAGGGAGAGAGGUGACUGUGGGCUGCUGCGACGAAUUUGUAAAUCCCCGCACGAUUAACCGGAAGCGUAUUUGGCACUGAUCACAGCCCGUGGAGCUAAGGAGCUCUUGGUUGACCCCGAGCCCAACGCACGGCGACCCCCCCCACGUGCGCGGCCGACAUCCCUCCGCUCAGAUACAAGUCAAGUGUCAACGCGCUGCACGCGCACGAUGAUUGGUGAACACGUUUUUUAAAAACAGCGCCCCCAUUCAAACAUUGAAAUGGUAUUGCGUGUGUGUGUACGUGUGUGUGUAUACGUGGCCUCAAGGUGCACAUGGCCUGGCACAAGCGUCGUGGUGACGUCACCGCCACUUAGUGGCGAAUGUCGGUUGUUGUUGUGUACGCGCGUGUGUGUACGCGCGUGUGUGUACGUGUGUGUGUGUGUACGUGUGUGUGGGGAGCGGUAGUGUCGCGGUUAGUGCUACGCUGCGCUACGAACCCGGCAACGCGAGUUCGAUUCCCGCUAGGUCGACUCAGCCUCAAAUGAGUACCUGGUAAAGUGUGUAGACAUCGCCACUGGGGAGACAAAGGCGGCCGGAGUUGGUGCUGGCCACCCACCCCUCGUGUGCAGUGGCGGCCUUCAUAGGUGCUCGCUAACAGCACUUGCCCCAACAGUAUGUUAAGGCUGUACGGGGUAUCUUUGUGUCAGUAUGGACGAUUUGCUCCUUAAUUGUAAUUUAAGCCGAGAGCUCUCUGCGUCUUCACACGGAGACGAUGUUUACCAAUCAUCGGGCGUGCGCAGUGUGUACACCGCUCGCUUUUAGAGCCGUGCGCGGUUUGACCAAUACACAGCGAUCGGGGUCAGAGCCUUGAGGGGCGAGGCGUCUUGGCUCACGCGCGUCGAGAUGCCUCGUAUCGCCAGCGAGUCACCCCGAGUCACCCCGAAUCACUCGGUCGGAGUGAUCCACUCCGGCCGAGUGAUCCACUUUGGCCCCGUGGAUCAAACCCAAAUCAGAGGACAUCAUAUUUGCCUGUCGAGGAAAGUGAGGACGUAAAACUUAAGCGCGCUGCUGCUACAUUGAGGUUUUUAUUUAUUUGUAAGAUGCCAGCCAAUUACCGACGAGUCGUGUUUAAAGUUCACGUGGGUGGAGAGGAAACCGGAGCACCCGGAGACAACCCACGCCUUGCGCGAGGGGGCAACACUCUAUCCCCGAACAGAUGGAGACUCGUCCACUUGCUGUACCGCCUUCUCCUGGCGAGCCAGGGUACGGCUCCUCCUCUACGCCCACCCACGUGGUAGGAAGGGAGUUCCACAGCGACGUCUGUGCGGUGAUCCACCAACCCUCGUGCAGCAGCAGUCGCAGCGUAGCCACCACCGGCGCAGAUGAUGAUCGACGGACGAGGCUGGGGACGGAAUGACAGGCGAAGGAGGGGAAAGAUUUUCGGAAGAACGACCCCUGUGGAAGAAUGGAGCAACCGAAUUCGCUCGUGUAGCGAGUGAGACGAAUUGUGCCAUCGCAGAUCGCGAGGGGUGGCGAGAGGAUGGGCCCCGACUCAUGAUGAUGAUGAUGAUAGUGGUGGUGGUGGUGUGUCUGUAUGUAUAUGUUCGUAUGUGUGUAUAACGGAGGACCUGUGGCGCAGCGGUUAGCGCACUGCGUUACGAAGCCGGCGACCCGAGUUCGAUUUUCUGCUCACGGCCAACAUCGGAAACGAAUAUCGGAAUCAGUCCUGGGCCGCCCCGAGAUCGACUCAGCCUUAAACGGGUACCUGGUGUGUACAGCAUUUGCACUGGGGAGACAAAUGCGGCCGGGCGUGUUGCUGCUAGCCACCCACCCUCUCGUGCGCCGUUCCGGCCUUAAGAGGCGCUCGCUCACAGCACUUGUCCCAGCCAGUCAGACGAAGGCCAGGACCUUGUCUUUGUAUGCGUGCGUGUGUAGUCCACGUGCGUAGAGUCUACGUGGGCCUACGUGUGUAGAGUCUAUGUGCGUAGUCUACGUGUGUAGAAUCUACGUGUGUAGAGUCUAUGUGUGUAGAGUCUACGUGUGCAGACUCUACGUGCGUGGUCGCUCUGGAGCGGUGGUAUUGGGGCAUUGCAGGACCGGGAGGGAGGAGGCGGCCUUCAUCCAGCAGUGGAUGAUGGGCCAUGUGGAUGAUGGGCCAUGAGUCGUGAUACUGCUGCUGACAAUGACGGGGAGGCAUUCAUCCAGCAGCAGAUAUACCAUAGACGAGGAUGGCGAUGUUGAACAAACUAUGACAAAUUGCGUCCUUAAAGUUCAUAUAGAAUGUAUUAAUCUUCGUAACAAUGUUGAUGAUCAUGAUGAUGGAGAUGCUGAUGAUGCUGAUGCUCGUGAUGUUGAUGGUAGUUUAUGAUGCUAAUGAUGACGAUAAUGAUGCUAAUGAUGACGAUAAUGAUGCUAAUGAUGACGAUAAUGAUGCUAAUGAUGACGAUAAUGAUGCUAAUGAUGACGAUAUUUGAUGCUAAUGAUGACGAUAUUUGAUGCUAAUGAUGACGAUAAUGAUGCUAAUGAUGACGAUAAUGAUGCUAAUGAUGACGAUAAUGAUGCUAAUGAUGACGAUAAUGAUGCUGAGGAUGGUGAUAAUGACGAUGUUGUUGAUGUUGUCGAUGUUGAUGGUGUUGAUGUUGGUGAUGUUGAUGAUGAUGAUGUGCAUUGCAGUGUUAAGCAAAACAAUUAUCGCCCUAACCCUUUGUGCCUGUUGUGCGCACAAUAGGCGACGUUUCGGGCAAUGAACCUUUCCUUCUGCGAUGGGCCAUAUGAUGCACUGUGAAGAAGGGCCGUUACCCGAACCGUCACCUAUUUCAUGUUUCCCUUUUAAGGCCAGUGUUAUUGAAUGACGUGUUUCGUUGUUUUUAUAUGAGUACAAUCUAUAUUGGGUACAGUAAUUUGAACA